AUGGAAUCCCUCUGCUUUAUUGGAAACUUAUACUGUCCAAAUGAUAGCGCUGAAAGGGAGGCUUUCUUUCUAAGGGUGGAGGAAUUUUUAGCUUCUCUGAACUGUUCUUUUGUCCUGGGUGGUGACUUCAAUAGCACCCUUAACUCAGGAGAGCGGAGAGGUAUGCAAGACAUUAUUGACCCGGCUUUUCAGAACUUUGUGAUGGGACUGAAUUUGGCUGAUCUACCUCUAUCCAAUACUGAUUUCACUUGGUAUAGCUCACGGAAUGGGGGCAUUUGGUGUCGGCUAGACCGUUGGCUGAUUUCGAAAGAUUCCAUGGUCUUCUUCGAAGGGGUUUCACAGGCUGCAGAGAUUUGGGGCUUUUCUGAUCACAGGCCUGUCCUUCUUUCCCUGGGUACCUCCGACUUCGGUCCUAAACCGUUUCGUUUCUACAACAGCUGGUUGUUAGAUAAGGAAUUUCAGGAGCUCAUAGCUGAAUGGUGGAACUCUACCCUGGUUAAUGGGUGGGCUGGUUUUGUUCUACAACAAAAAUUGAAAUCUUUGAGGUCGUCCAUUAGAAAUUGGCCAGGGUAUUAUGCGGCAGGCUCUAGCACAAAGAUUAAAAAUCUUGAAGCUGAUCUCCAGAUUGUGAUGGAAGAUUUGGAGUCUGGCAAUGUUACUGUUGACAUCAGAACCAAACAGUUAGAGAUUUUGGGUGGGUUGUGGAAGGAGUACAAAAUUGAAGAAGCAAACUGGCGUCAAAAGUCAAGAGUGAAAUGGUUUAAGGAGGGGGAAAAAUUCUUCUUUCUUCCAUUCUAUCAGUCGUAUAAGACAAGCUAG
Lotus japonicus is the source of this 819-nucleotide messenger RNA. RefSeq lists its product as uncharacterized. Bases 1 to 819 code for a protein of 272 amino acids. Lineage: Eukaryota; Viridiplantae; Streptophyta; Magnoliopsida; Fabales; Fabaceae. The record is from RefSeq and is a predicted model, not a curated record. Gene Ontology annotation, molecular function: catalytic activity. The transcript has a single exon.